AAAAAGAAAAACACCCAAAAAAAUAAAAAUAACAGAGCAGCUCAGCAUUACUAGCUUUAGAGGAAAACGUGGGAAAACAAAACUCUCUGAAAACUUCCUUUUCCAAGAUAAUCAGAUGCGGCAGCCAAACCUGUCUCUGAGAUCCCCCGUUUACCCUAUUAGGCAGGGGGCUGGAAAGAGCAGAGCACUCGUCAAAUUACAGAGAUCUGUCAUCUUAAACCCUUGUUAUCAAAUGACAGAAGGCAGUGAAACAUUCUACAAACGACUCUGUUUUCCAGCUUGUUUUACAAGAUCAGUGCACAAGCUAAAGCCAUACAGAAGGGAACAAGGAAGAAGAACCUUUAUAGCAUCUUCCAGGAAGUGUGUGCAUUGUAGAGGUCUGCAGCUGAAGCUCUCCAAGGAGAGAGCUCUAGCUGUGAGCACGGCUGGCUGGGUGCCUGGUCUCUCAUUGGGAAGCUUGGCUGUUUGUCGUGCUGAUGAAGAACUUGUCGCUGCCUUGCUGAAAGCUGCAUCCCUUGGAGGACUCACACACCACCAUGCCAGCCCAGCAGAAGAAAAUUAUCUUUUGCAUAGCUGGGGUGCUGAGCUUUGCUUGUGCGCUGGGGACAGCGGCAGCCAUCAGCACUCAGCUGUGGGUUAAGGGGACGAUACUCUGCAAGACUGGAGCCCUGCUCGUCAACGCCACUGGCCAGGAGCUGGAGAAGUUCAUUGGCGAAAUCCAGUAUGGGCUUCUGUAUGGCGAGCGUGUGAGACAGUGUGGGCUCGGGGGGAGACCUUUCCAGUUUUCAUUUUUUCCAGAUUUGCUCAAAAUUAUCCCUGCAAGUAUCCAUGUUAGUGUCAUUCUCUUCUGUAUAGUACUGAUCAUCUUUGCUCUGGUGGGAGCAGGUUUCUUCAUGUUCAAUGCUUUUGGCAGCCCAUAUGAAACUCUGCAUGGUCCUGUUGGGUUGUACCUCUGGAGCUUCAUUGCAUGUUCCUGUGGGUGUCUCAUUAUGAUUCUAUUCUCGGCAGAAGUGAAAAUCCACCACCUUUCAGAGAAAAUUGCUAAUUUCAAAGAGGGAAGUUUUAUAUUCAAGACCCACACUGAAAAGUUUGCAAAUUCAUUCUGGAUCAUCCUGGUUUGCUCCCUGUUGCAAUUUCUGAAUGGCUUGCUAAUACGAUUUGCUGGAUUUGAAUUUCCCUUUUCAAAAUCAAAAGAUUCAGGGACCAUCACUGGAGCAGCUGACCUGAUGUAUUAGAAUUACAUCAUUUAAAAACAUUUCAAGCAAAGCGGUCCAUCACUAUGAUAUU
Messenger RNA from Pezoporus flaviventris, 1287 nucleotides. RefSeq names its product clarin 1 (gene CLRN1). Bases 537 to 1235 code for a protein of 232 amino acids. The transcript is spliced from 3 exons. The record is from RefSeq and is a predicted model, not a curated record. NCBI's taxonomy places the organism in Eukaryota, Metazoa, Chordata, Aves, Psittaciformes, Psittacidae. Gene Ontology annotation, biological process: equilibrioception; sensory perception of sound.